Paramecium pentaurelia is the source of this 351-nucleotide messenger RNA. The record is from the annotation of a GenBank genome assembly. Lineage: Eukaryota; Ciliophora; Oligohymenophorea; Peniculida; Parameciidae.
AUGCACACAGAAGUAAUGAACCAAAGGGGAAAUAAACUUAAAUUAAUUCAUAUAACUGAACUCAAAAUUCAUGUGAAAGCAACUUGCAUGCAUUAAUAAAUUAAUGAAUUAUUACAAAAGAAAACAAAGCUAGAUAUGUUUGAAUAAGAAAAGUAAAGGGAAUAACACCACAACAUGAACAUGUAGAAAGUUCAAAGAAGAAUCCAACUAUCUGAAAAUAAGGCAUAUCCCAGGAUAUGCUUACUUCGAUUUAAGGAAACGUAGAUGGAGAAAAUGCAGAGAGCAUAAUAGUAACAUUAUCCUGGAUCAUAUUAAAGAGCAUUUAGCACCAUCCCCCUAAGACUGAUGUGA